AUGAAUUUAUUAGAUGAUUUAGAAAAUAAUGGGACUCAGCAGAUGGAUUUACUUAACUUUGAUCAUCAAGCUAAUGUGAUACCCAAUGUAGAUUUUUAUAAUGCAAUUGUUGUUAAUGAAUUCAUGAAUAAUCGUACUGUAGAAGUAAAAGAUGGUGAAGUCGUGAAAGAAGGAUACAUAACUAAAUACAAAUUAUAUCUAGUCAGAACUAAAAAGUUAGGAGGCGAAUGGGAAACUGAAGUUUCAAGGAGAUUUAGUGAUUUUGAAUGGUUAUACUCAGAAUUGAUUAAUAAAUAUGGAGGAUAUAUAAUCCCUGCUAUUCCUGAAAAGCAUUUACUCACCAAAGUUAACUUAGCUAGUUAUGAAUUUUCUGAAAAGAGAAGGAAAGACCUUUAAUAAUUUCUAUAAAGAAUACUAAAUCAUCACCAUCUAAGAUACGUGCCAGAAUUAAGAAUUUUUAUUGAAGAUAAAGAAAAAUUUAUUUCUCUUUUGAAAGGGGAAUUAGAAUAAAACAAAACUAUCGAAUAAAAAUGUGACAAUCUCUUACAAUCAGUCAAAACUCUGUGGCAUAGUAGUACUAUGGCGGCCAAAGGGUAAGAUCCAGCAAGGAUGUUUGAUGGGAGUGAGAAGGAUCUGACAUAUGAUGAAACACUCCUCUUAUCUUUUUCUAUGAAAGGGAACAAAUUAAAAGCAGUUGUUGAAGAACAUGUCACUACAUUAAGAGAAGAAGUCAAGACAUUGAAUGAUUAAAAUGAGGCUCUCUAUUCUUGGAAUGGUUUGGGAUCUGCAAGUGAAGAAGAUAUUUAAUAAUUUAAGUAAUUGAAGUAUAACAAUGAGGUCAGACAGACUAAAAUAAAUAGAGAGAUUGAAGACAUCGAUAGGAAAUUUAUACCCAAACUACAAAAUAGCUUAUUUGAAAUUGAAUGGGCAUUGACUGCUUGCAAAAGAAGAAGAAAUCUGUAAUAACAAUUAUUGAUUGAUCAAUAAAGAAUAGAUCAACUCAAAAUGCAAUAUACAGAUAAUUCAAGCAGAAGAGAUCUAGAAAUGGAUGUGUUGAAAACUAAAUAUCAAAAAAAUAAGGACAGAAGUGAUAAAAUGUCUAUCAUUAUGUAGGACGAACUGUUGAGUUUCAUUUCAGAAAUGAAACAAUAAUUAAAAUCCAUACUUGAAGAAUGGAGGUCCAUAAUGAAGACAUUAUCAAAAAACAUUGUUGAAGACGACAAUGAAUGAUAAUUCAAUUUAAUACUAUAUAAGUAUAAAAUAUAAGUAUUAAUUUA
This is a messenger RNA of Paramecium tetraurelia, 1277 nucleotides long. RefSeq lists its product as uncharacterized. Gene Ontology annotation, cellular component: endosome. NCBI's taxonomy places the organism in Eukaryota, Ciliophora, Oligohymenophorea, Peniculida, Parameciidae. The transcript has 6 exons. Gene Ontology annotation, molecular function: phosphatidylinositol binding. The record is from RefSeq and is a predicted model, not a curated record.